Molecule: messenger RNA, 928 nt
Organism: Tarenaya hassleriana
Lineage: Eukaryota; Viridiplantae; Streptophyta; Magnoliopsida; Brassicales; Cleomaceae
Exons: 5
Coding region: 138-722 (194 amino acids)
Source: RefSeq, a predicted model, not a curated record
UCCUCAUUCCUUCCGCCUUCGAAAAAACCUCUGACUCUUUAUCUCUCUCACCUUUUCUCCCGGUGUGAUUUCCGGCUAUUCUUCGAUUUCCUCUCAGACCUGUUUUCUAUCUAUCCUCUCCGUCGAAAAAAGCGACCAUGUCGUGGAUGAAAGGAGACUUGCUUUCCAAGACCAGGAAGCUUGUUGGUGGCUUGGUUACACGAGAGCCUGUAUGGCUCAAAGCCAUGGAAGCUUCACCUCCUCCAGUGUUUCCUCGAUCUGAAGGCAAAAUCAAGAAGAUUGUUCUUCCAGAGGAUAUGUAUGUGCGGAAAUUCUACAACAAGUAUCCUGAAUCAAAAUAUGAAGGCCCCGUCAAGAUCGUGUCAUGUAAUCCAGAUCCAGAGCGUGUAUUUGGCAUGCGGGUCCUUGAACUGAAGGAACAUGGCAUUAGCGAGGAAGAAGCCAUGGCUGUGGCUGAUAUGGAAUACCGGUCGGAGAAGAGGGCGAAGAAGAAGGCGUACAAACGGAUGAAGGAACUUGCGAGAAUGCAAGGGAAGAAACCUCCACCUAAGCCGUAUCCGACCGCCGUGAAAGAAGCUCCAGAUAGGAGACAUGCGAAGGAACGUUUCCAAAUUCCAAAUGUUCGGAAGCUAGUCAAUCAGUUGCGGCAGCAGAAAGAGCUGUUGUUGCAGGACGGAACUGGAGGAGGAGCUGUUGGUAAGAGCAAUUGGAUUAACGAAUAAAAUCCUGAUUCGAUCGGUCGGGCCAUUUCUUUUGUUAGAACAAUGUUGUUCGUAUAUGUUUAGACAUUCUUCCAUUUUCUUUCCUUCACUUUGUUGAAUAAGGUGAUAAGAUCAACAUCAACAGAACAACAGAUGCUUCCGUUUGCCUUUUUGCCUUGUUUGUUCUGUUGAGUUUCUGGUUUCCGGUUUACUCUGUGAUUGAUUUC